AUGGUGCAACUUCAUCUCCGUCAUCACCAGCCCCACAACCAAGCCAUGCAACAAAAGAAACCAAAGUUCUUCAUCAACGACCACAUUGACAUUCUUAUUGAGAUUCUCAAACGACUUGACGGUCGCUCCCUUUGCGUCGCUGCAUGUGUCUGUCGUCUCUGGUGCACCAUAGCUCGCAACGACUUGCUUUGGGAGGAACUCUGCUUUCGCCACAUGUCGUCUCCUCCUCCUUCUAGUGUACGCCCCGUUGUGGUGGCUCUUGGUGGUUAUAAAAGGCUGUACAUGGUUUGUUUAAGGCCCGUGCUCAGUCGGCUCGCGGAGCAGAGGCGUCAGCGGCGAGUGAAGAGAGUAGUGUGGACUCGUGACGAGGUGCAACUCUCGCUUUCUUUGUUUUGCGUUGAUUAUUAUGAGAGACUGGGGGUUGAUGACAGACUCGGCGAAUGUGAUGCCUCCACGUCGUCACUGAUGUUCCUGUGCAAGCCCGUGAACGUCUGA
Messenger RNA from Pistacia vera, 495 nucleotides. Its product is annotated as F-box protein SNE. Gene Ontology annotation, cellular component: SCF ubiquitin ligase complex. Gene Ontology annotation, molecular function: protein binding. The transcript has a single exon. Gene Ontology annotation, biological process: regulation of gibberellic acid mediated signaling pathway; gibberellic acid mediated signaling pathway. Lineage: Eukaryota; Viridiplantae; Streptophyta; Magnoliopsida; Sapindales; Anacardiaceae. The record is from RefSeq and is a predicted model, not a curated record. The coding region runs from base 1 to 495 and encodes 164 amino acids.